CCUCUGUAGCCCUACUCAACAUCUCAUCGCGCGAUAGUCUCAUCUUGCAUUUCUGGCCACCAUUGUAUCACCUAUAGGCACAGGGACACUGUAUUAGAGUUCUGCCACAUCUUCAUCACUUCGCUUCCGCAUCUACCGCACCUUCGGAAUCCUACCUUAUAUCCAUGUCUACUGCCCCCUUGAAUCCUUCGACUGUAGCAACCAUCGCCGCACCGAAGUAUCCGUUUCUCUCGCAGCCGCCCCCUCAAAAGAAACGCCCCACGCAGCCUCUGCCUUCGCCGCCCGCCCAAGUAUCCGCCAGCCCGCGCAGCCCCGUCCUUGGUCGCCGCCGAUCUGCUACGGCCUCCGCUAUCACCACUUGGGUUCUGAGCGUACAGCCCGGAUCACCUGCUCCGCCCACCCCGAGGCGUAGAACGUCCAUUUCGAGCUCUCGCCGACCAUCUGUCUCCCCGCGUUCCCCUCGGCGCCCUUCUGUAGGGUCGGGCCGCGUGGCCUUUUCGUCCUUUUUGAACGUCUUCGAGAGCCCGACCAAUCCUACCCACAUUACCCCUUCUCUGAAGGACUUCCAGCACGACCUCACCACGGUCGGCUACGCAUCUGUCUUCGUGCAUUUCCCCAAGACGCCUUCCUCAGCUGCCUACCCGGACAGGCACCCAUCUCCGCUCGCGGCCCCCAUCUCUCCCCUGCCUGUUACACUGGAGAAGCCUGCGAAGCGCGGCCUGAAACGCUUCCGCUCGCUGUCCGCUCUGAAAGGGUCCCGCUCGCGCUCUAAGUCUAUCACCAUGCCUUCCAUGCCUUCGCCGUCCUUCAUGACCAGACACGCAGUACCGCCCGUCCCGUCCGCCCCUGCGCACAGUCGUGCGGCGUCGCGCGACGAGGUGAGCAAGUCGAAGAAGUCCAAGUACGCGAAGUACCGCCCGCCACCUCUCGCUACCGAGCUCGCUCUCGCGCAGCUUGCCGACGGCGGGAAGAUGGACGACCACGUCAGGCGCUUCGCGGAAGCUCAGGCGCGAGCAGGUGGUGCGCAGGUGGUCGACGGCAGACUCGUUGGCGUCGGUGACAUCUGGAGGGAUGGCGCCGGCGGCGUCUGGCGUGACCAGGACGAGGAGUGGGAGUACGCUCACCUGCUCGGAGGUGACCAGGACUUCAACGCCAGCGAUGCGUCAUGGGUCCGUUUUGGCUCCGCAUCCGCCGCAAGCUCUGGCCCCGACGAAGAACGGAGAGGAAGCACCUCGAGCCAGGAUUCUGAUCUUGACCCGCGGUAUGCCAUGCAAGCCGACUCCGGGGACGACCUCGCCGUCUUCGGCAGCGCAUUGAUGCCCUCUGCGAUGAGCAAGCCCGGCAUGUCCGUCCUCGCUCUCCCAUCCCGCGCUCGCCGCGCUGCACCGCACCUCCGCAAGCCUGAGUUCCUCCUCGACGUCUUCCCCGUUCCCGAUGGUCCUGCACCUGCUAAGGGCAAGCAGCCACUCUCCCCGCACGUCUCGAACACGCCACAAGCCCGCCCGUUUGGCAAGGAGCGCCGCCGGCCUGCGCCGCUCGCACUCGCUCCUCCUAGCCCCACGGUGAAGGUCCCCGCGAACCCACUCGACGACGUCCGCAAGGAUUUCCUCGAGCAUUCCUUCGCUCCCGCACCCGCGCCGAAGGUGCGCGACGAGAACCGCCACCACCAUCACCAGCAGCGCCCAUCCGAGCCGCAACACAGCUCUACGCGCGUCGACUCGCGCUCAGCCGUAGCGCGGAAGAUCGCUGCCAGCGGGAAGGGCUCGUUGAAGAUGGACGUGCGCGGUUUCCUCAAAGUCAUGGGCGGUAAGAAGGACAUCUAGAUUCUCUCGAUCUCUCUCACC
Molecule: messenger RNA, 1844 nt
Organism: Fomitopsis serialis
Lineage: Eukaryota; Fungi; Basidiomycota; Agaricomycetes; Polyporales; Fomitopsidaceae
Exons: 2
Coding region: 165-1823 (552 amino acids)
Source: RefSeq, a predicted model, not a curated record